AUGGCCUCUGCCUUGCGUCUCGGUUCGUCCGCCCUGAGAACUUCUCUCAGGGCUCCUGCCUUCACUGCUCGAAGCGCCGGCUUCAAUGCGGUCCGAUGCUACUCAGCAAAGACCCAGACUCUAAAGGAGCGCUUCGCUGAGCUUCUGCCCGAGAAGAUCGAGGAGAUCAAGGCUCUCCGAAAAGAGCACGGCUCCAAGGUCAUCGACAAGGUCACUCUUGACCAAGUAUAUGGCGGUGCCCGUGGCAUCAAGGCCCUAGUAUGGGAAGGUUCCGUUCUCGACUCUGAGGAGGGCAUCCGCUUCCGUGGCAAGACCAUUCCUGAAUGCCAGGAGCUGCUCCCCAAGGCUCCCGGCGGCAAGGAGCCCCUUCCUGAGGGUCUCUUCUGGCUUCUCCUGACCGGCGAGGUCCCCACCGAGCAGCAGGUCCGCGACCUGUCCGCCGAGUGGGCUGCGCGAUCCGAUCUCCCCAAGUUCGUCGAGGAGUUGAUCGACCACUGCCCGACCGAUCUCCACCCCAUGGCCCAGUUCUCUCUUGCGGUUACUGCUCUCGAGCACACCUCCUCGUUCGCUAAGGCUUAUGCCAAGGGUAUCAACAAGAAGGAGUACUGGGGCUACACCUUCGAGGACUCCAUGGACCUGAUUGCCAAGCUGCCUACGAUCGCUGCCCGCAUCUACCAGAAUGUCUUCAAGGGAGGCAAGGUCGCUCCUGUCCAGAAGGACAAGGACUACUCUUUCAACUUCGCUAACCAGCUUGGCUUCGGUGACAACGCCGACUUCAUUGAGCUGAUGCGCCUAUACCUGACCAUUCACACCGACCACGAGGGUGGCAACGUCAGCGCCCACACCACUCACCUGGUUGGAAGUGCCCUGAGCUCCCCCUUCCUGUCUCUUGCUGCUGGUCUGAACGGUCUCGCUGGUCCCCUGCACGGUCUGGCUAACCAGGAGGUGCUCAACUGGCUCACUGAGAUGAAGAAGAGCAUCGGCGAUGACCUUAGCGACAAGGCUAUCACCGACUACCUCUGGUCUACCCUGAACGGCGGUCGUGUCGUUCCCGGCUACGGCCACGCUGUUCUGCGCAAGACUGACCCCCGUUACAUGGCUCAGCGCAAGUUCGCUCAGGAGAAAAUGCCCGAGGACCCCAUGUUCAAGCUCGUCAGCCAGGUUUACAAGAUUGCUCCCAAGGUUCUCACAGAGCACGGCAAGACCAAGAACCCCUACCCCAACGUCGAUGCCCACUCCGGUGUUCUCCUGCAGUACUAUGGCCUGACUGAGGCCAACUACUACACUGUUCUCUUCGGUGUCUCAAGAGCCAUUGGUGUCCUGCCGCAGCUGAUCAUCGACCGCGCGGUCGGCGCUCCCAUCGAGCGCCCCAAGUCCUUCUCUACCGAGAAGUGGAUCGAGAUCUGCAAGAAGCUGUAA
Messenger RNA from Phaeoacremonium minimum UCRPA7, 1419 nucleotides. Its product is annotated as putative citrate synthase protein. Gene Ontology annotation, biological process: carbohydrate metabolic process; citrate metabolic process; tricarboxylic acid cycle. Gene Ontology annotation, cellular component: mitochondrial matrix. Lineage: Eukaryota; Fungi; Ascomycota; Sordariomycetes; Togniniales; Togniniaceae. The transcript has 5 exons. Bases 1 to 1419 code for a protein of 472 amino acids. The record is from RefSeq and is a predicted model, not a curated record.